AUGGAGAAAAAAGGCAAGAUUGAUUUCUAUGGUUUGCUGGAACUUGAGAAAUCAGCUACCACCGAGUAAAUAAAAUCUUCUUAUAAAAAACUAGCACUGAGAUGGCAUCCUGAUAAAAAUAAUAAUUCUGAGGAAUCUAAUGAGAAGUUCAAAUUAAUAUCAGAGGCAUAUUCGGUGUUGAGUAAUCCAUAGAGAAGAAAACAUUAUGAUAGAUUUGGCACAGUUGAAGAGAGCACAGCUGAUGAUGAUGAUUUCUUCCAGCAUUUCUCAAUGUUUAUGGGAGGAGGAAAGUCCUCUGGGGAUGAUUUUUUUGACCAUUUUGAUGAGUUCACUACAUUUUUGGAGUCUGAUACUAAAUUCAUGAGGAAGAUGUUUAGAGAUGUGGGCAAGGAUGUAAGAGUAAAGGGCAAGCGCAGAAAGUAAGGCGGAGGUGGUGGAAGUAGACUAAAGGACGACAUGGGAAUGGGAUUUGGAAUGAGCAUGGGUAUGGGUAUGGGAAUGCCUGAUGAUAUUGAUGAUAUGCUUUCGUUCUUUAUGAUGCCUGGCCUGAUGGGCAUGCCAAUGGGAGGAAUGGGCAAAAAGAACAAUAAAAAGAAGAAGGCUAAAAAAGAAGAGGAAGAUGAUGGCUGGAAUACUGAAGAAGAGGAAAUAGACGAUGAAGAUGGAGUAAUUAAAGAGAAAAAAGAUGGAGAUAAAGAAGAUGAAGGCUGGGAAACUGUGUCUGAGGAUGAUGAGAAAUGA
Messenger RNA from Stylonychia lemnae, 741 nucleotides. Lineage: Eukaryota; Ciliophora; Spirotrichea; Sporadotrichida; Oxytrichidae. The record is from the annotation of a GenBank genome assembly.